Lycium barbarum (goji berry) is the source of this 306-nucleotide messenger RNA. RefSeq lists its product as uncharacterized. The transcript has a single exon. NCBI's taxonomy places the organism in Eukaryota, Viridiplantae, Streptophyta, Magnoliopsida, Solanales, Solanaceae. The coding region runs from base 1 to 306 and encodes 101 amino acids. The record is from RefSeq and is a predicted model, not a curated record.
AUGACGUCCUCUAAGAAUGAAGAAAGUGGUGCUCAGGAUGCAGCAGAACAGAUUAAGGCUGCAGCCUUGUCAGCUGCAAAUUGUUUGAGUCGUGCUCAGGCUGAGCGUGCUGCUGCUAGAAAUGUCAAUGCAAAUGGCCAGAAGGAAGGACCCCGUCGAAGGCAGGAAAGAAAAGAAGCAAAGAGGCAGAUGUAUUUAAUGAGUACUGAGAAACAGGUGAGACUGCAUGAAAGAAGAGACAAGGCGUCAGUUUCGACGCUUGAUGCAGCUUCACAAUGUCAGAAAUGUUUCCAGGCAGGGCAUUGA